GUAGCGCAUACUCACAUUCUUCCGGAGAUGGCUGGUGAUCAACUUCAAGUGCUUCACGCACUUGAUCUCGCAAAAACACAAUGGUAUCACUUCACCGCGAUUGUAAUUGCGGGAAUGGGUUUCUUUACAGAUGCAUAUGAUCUUUUUUGCAUCUCUCUCGUCACUAAAUUGCUCGGUCGGAUAUACUACUACAAGGGGAAAAACACACCCGGGGUGUUGCCUGCGAACGUGGCAGCAGCGGUUAACAGUGUGGCAUUUGUCGGGACCCUUUCGGGCCAGCUCUUUUUCGGGUGGCUCGGGGACAAAAUGGGAAGGAAAAAGGUGUAUGGUAUGACGCUUAUGAUCAUGGUGAUUUGUUCGAUAGCUUCCGGGCUUUCGUUCAGUACGGACCCAACGUCAAUUAUGACUACCCUUUGCUUCUUUCGGUUCUGGUUAGGGUUCGGGAUUGGCGGUGACUACCCGCUUUCCGCCACCAUCAUGUCUGAAUAUGCAAAUAAAAAGACCCGUGGCGCGUUUAUUGCAGCGGUUUUCGCGAUGCAAGGUUUCGGGAUAUUAGGCGGGGGGAUUUUCGCCCUUAUAGUGGCGUCGUCGUUUAAAGCUGCGUUUGAUGUUCCUCCUGCUUACGAACUGUUAAAAGAUACGACCCCACAUCAGGCCGAUUACAUUUGGAGGAUUAUUUUGAUGUUUGGCGCAAUUCCUGCGGCUUUGACUUACUAUUGGCGAAUGAAGAUGCCAGAAACCGCUAGAUAUACGGCUUUAGUAGCUAAGAACGCUGAAAAGGCGGCAAAAGAUAUGGCUCAGGUUUUGCAAGUUGAUAUUGAAGCUGAGCAAGGAAAGGUUAACGAACUUACCGAAAAGGAGAAAAACUCAUUCGGUUUGUUCUCAAAAGAGUUCCUUCGACGCCACGGGCUUCACUUGCUAGGGACCUCAACCACUUGGUUCUUACUUGAUAUCGCAUUUUACAGUCAAAAUCUAUUCCAAAAAGACGUUUUCGCUGCAAUCCAGUGGAUUCCCAAAGCGUAUACUAUGAGCGCGAUGGAGGAGGUUGUCAAGAUUGCGAGAGCUCAAACCCUGAUCGCGCUUUGUAGUACGGUUCCUGGGUAUUGGUUUACCGUUGCGCUAAUCGACAAAAUGGGAAGAUUUAAAAUCCAACUGAUGGGUUUUACGAUGAUGACAAUCUUUAUGUUCGCACUAGCAAUCCCAUAUAAUCAUUGGAAAAACGACGAUAACAAAUACGGGUUUGUUGUGUUGUACUCACUAACUUUCUUCUUCGCCAACUUCGGCCCGAACUCCACCACAUUUAUCGUGCCAGCCGAGAUUUUCCCAGCAAGGUUGCGGUCCACUUGUCACGGGAUAUCCGCAGCAUCUGGGAAGCUCGGGGCAAUAGUUGGUGCUUUCGGGUUCUUAUAUCUGUCGCAGAGCCCAUCAAAUCCAGAAGAAGGGUAUGGUAAAGGAAUCGGUGUGAAGCACACGCUUACUAUUUUGGCUGUUGUUAACCUUUUAGGCGCUCUAUUCACCCUUUUGGUACCCGAAGCUAAAGGGAAAUCACUUGAGGAGAUGUCGGGUGAGAAUGAGGACAAUGACGAUGAUGCAGUGACGCUUGAAGAUAGAUCUAAGGUUACCGCGGAUGAAUCUAAAUCAACAGCCUAAUAUCUCUUUGCAUACUUAUUUGUUUUGUGUUUAAUCUGUACUCUAAAUCCUAAUAAGUGUCUUGUAUUUUCUUUAAGAAUCAUCUUCAAAGAGCAAUAUGGAGACAUACAAGUUUCAAGGUGAUCAUGAUCAUUCAUUUCUUUAUGUAAAAACAUACCCUAGAUUGGAUUAGAAUAGAGGUGUAAAUUUAUGAUA
Helianthus annuus (common sunflower) is the source of this 1845-nucleotide messenger RNA. Its product is annotated as probable inorganic phosphate transporter 1-7. The transcript has a single exon. Gene Ontology annotation, biological process: phosphate ion transport; transmembrane transport. The coding region runs from base 28 to 1650 and encodes 540 amino acids. The record is from RefSeq and is a predicted model, not a curated record. Lineage: Eukaryota; Viridiplantae; Streptophyta; Magnoliopsida; Asterales; Asteraceae. Gene Ontology annotation, cellular component: membrane. Gene Ontology annotation, molecular function: phosphate transmembrane transporter activity.